Tupaia belangeri chinensis (Chinese tree shrew) is the source of this 1952-nucleotide messenger RNA. It is a transcript of the gene NARS2, whose product is annotated as asparaginyl-tRNA synthetase 2, mitochondrial. Lineage: Eukaryota; Metazoa; Chordata; Mammalia; Scandentia; Tupaiidae. The coding region runs from base 310 to 1743 and encodes 477 amino acids. Gene Ontology annotation, molecular function: ATP binding; nucleic acid binding; asparagine-tRNA ligase activity. The transcript has 14 exons. The record is from RefSeq and is a predicted model, not a curated record. Gene Ontology annotation, cellular component: mitochondrion. Gene Ontology annotation, biological process: asparaginyl-tRNA aminoacylation.
UGACGUAGGGCUUGAGACGGCGGGUUGCUGGGUCGGUCGGGCGCUGGUUUAGAAUUAGUGUGUGGCUCCCGAGAGUGUCCCGAACGCUUACAGCUCGUGGUUUCUCUUCGGCGUUUCCGGAGCGAGCCUUCUCCAUUCUGCCCUGUUGGGAAGAGAGAAACGAAGGAGAAGCUCUGUGGGGACAGUUGGGGCCCCGAAGGAGAAAGCAGCCGGGAGUUCUGGAGUAGCAAAGCAGGGAGAGCUGGUGCAGACAAGGUCCAAACCCCCUGCAAUCAGGACUGUCCCCUCUAGAUCUGGGGCAGCUCCACAAUGCUCGGGGCCCGGUUCCUGCUCCGAGCCCUCCGCUCCUGUUCCUCCGCCCCAUGCCCCAGGCUCAACCCUUCUGCCAGAUUGAGCGUGCGAGACGCGCUCGGGGCCCAGAACGCCAGUGGGGAGCGCGUUAAGGUCCAGGGAUGGAUUCGCUCAGUCAGAUCUCAGAAGGAAGUCUUGUUCUUGCAUGUAAAUGAUGGAUCAUCUUUGGAAAGCCUUCAAGUUGUUGCCGAUGCAAGUUUUGACACUGGAGAACUGGUUUUUGGGAGUUCAGUGGAAGUCCACGGGCAACUGGUAAAAAGUCCAUCAAAAAGGCAAAAUGUGGAACUGAAGGCAGACAAAAUUGAAGUUAUUGGGAAUUGUGAUACAAAGGUUUUCCCUAUCAAAUAUAAAGAGAGGCAUCCUCUGGAGUACCUGAGACAAUACCCUCACCUGAGGUGUAGGACUAACAUUCUGGGUUCUAUCCUGAGGGUUCGCAGUGAAGCCACAGCUGCUAUUCACUCUUUCUUUAAGGACAGUGGCUUUGUACAUAUUCAUACCCCAAUAAUUACAUCAAAUGACUGUGAAGGAGCUGGAGAACUUUUUCAAGUUGAACCUUCAAGAAAAAUAAAGGUGCCUGAGGAGUGUUUCUUCAGUGUUCCAGCUUUCUUAACUGUCUCAGGACAACUUCAUCUAGAAGUGAUGUCAGGAGCUUUCACUCAAGUUUUUACCUUUGGUCCUACAUUUCGAGCUGAGAAUUCUCAGAGCCGGAGACACCUGGCAGAGUUUUAUAUGGUGGAGGCAGAGAUGUCUUUUGUUGAGAGCCUCCAAGAUCUCAUGCAGGUUAUAGAAGAACUCUUUAAAUCCACAACCAUGAUGGUUCUCUCAAAUUGUCCUGAAGAUGUUGAACUCUGUCACAAAUUUAUAGCUCCAGGCCAAAAGGACAGAUUAGACCAUAUGCUAAAAAACAACUUUUUAACCAUUUCUUACACAGAAGCAGUGGAGAUUUUAAAGCAAGCACCCCAGAACUUCACCUUCACUCCAGAGUGGGGCGCUGAUCUACAAACUGAACAUGAGAAGUACCUGGUGAAGCACUGUGGCAACAUACCAGUCUUCGUCAUUAACUACCCACUAGCACUCAAGCCCUUCUACAUGCGGGAUAAUGAAGACAGCCCCCAGCACACAGUUGCCGCUGUUGACCUCCUGGUUCCUGGAGUUGGGGAACUCUUCGGAGGAAGCCUCAGAGAGGAACGGUACCAUUUCUUAGAGCAGCGACUGGCCAGAUCAGGACUUAAAGAAGCCUACCAAUGGUACCUGGACCUUCGUCGAUUUGGAUCUGUGCCACAUGGAGGUUUUGGGAUGGGAUUUGAACGUUACCUGCAGUGCAUCCUGGGAGUUGACAAUAUCAAAGAUGUUAUCCCUUUUCCAAGGUUUAGUCAUUCAUGUCUUUUGUAGCUGGAAGAUUGGUAAAGGGAAGCACCCAUGGCAGAGGUACUAUACACGAUCGUGCAUACAGGAGAAUGCCUCUUUACACUUUCAGAAAUGCAGAUUUCAACAUGUAAUUGUCAUAAAACAUAUGAAAAAUAGAAGUGAUCAUGGGACCAGUAGGUGGUGUGGUGAUUAAAGCACUGGAUUCCCACAUGGCUGACUGCAGCUUGAGUCUC